Messenger RNA from Emiliania huxleyi CCMP1516, 252 nucleotides. RefSeq lists its product as hypothetical. The record is from RefSeq and is a predicted model, not a curated record. NCBI's taxonomy places the organism in Eukaryota, Haptophyta, Isochrysidales, Noelaerhabdaceae. The coding region runs from base 1 to 252 and encodes 83 amino acids. The transcript is spliced from 3 exons.
AUGCCCGACGCCGAGGAGAAGUCCGACGCGCGCGACGGCCGCCUCUCGGGCCCGAAGAGCUUCCCGAACCGCCAGGCCGAGUUCGAGCGGAAGCAGCACAGCAAACGGGCGCUGGAGCUCUGCGCCGACCGGGUCGAGGCGUAUGCCGAGUGCGCCACCGGCCGGACCAUCACGCUGCCCUUCUACUGCCGCGGCGUCUUCAACGAGCUCAACGAGUGCCUCAAGCAGCACAAGCCGGCCGAGCAGAACUGA